Molecule: messenger RNA, 2140 nt
Organism: Ictidomys tridecemlineatus (thirteen-lined ground squirrel)
Lineage: Eukaryota; Metazoa; Chordata; Mammalia; Rodentia; Sciuridae
Source: RefSeq, a predicted model, not a curated record
CCCCAGGCGCGACGCGCUGCAGCUCAACAAGGCUGCUUUUAGCCAAGGGUGGUUGAACUAAGCCUUCGCGGAUCAAGGUGGUUGUACGGCUGUCAACCAUAGGGCAGUCCGUGUGCGGUGUAGGAAUCUGGGCCCUAACGGGCCUCCGUAGUUGCCUUUCUGUAGUGGGCGGGGCCGAGGCCGGGGUGACCCUGCCGGAGCCGCCGCUGCCAGCGACAUGUUCAAGGUAAUUCAGAGGUCCGUGGGGCCAGCCAGCCUGAGCCUGCUCACCUUCAGAGUCUAUGCAGCACCAAAAAAGGAUGCGCCUCACAAAAAUUCUAUGAAAGUUGAUGAGCUUUCACUCUACUCGGCUCCCAAGGGUCAAUGUAAAUAUGUGGAGGAGCCAAGGACUCAACUUGAAGAAAGCAUCUCACAGCUCCGACAUCAUUUUGAGCCGUAUACAAGUUGGUGUCAGGAAACAUACUCCAAAACUAAGCCCAAGAUGCAAAGUUUGGUUCAAUGGGGGCUAGAUAGCUAUGAAUAUCUCCAAAAUGCACCUCCUGGAUUUUUUCCAAGACUUGGUGUUAUUGGUUUUGCUGGCCUUGUUGGACUCCUUUUCACUAGAGGUUCAAAAAUAAAGAAGCUUGUGUAUCCACCUGCUUUCAUGGGAUUAGCUGCCUCUAUCUAUUACCCACAACAAGCCAUUGCAUUUGCUCAGGUCACUGGAGAGAAGUUAUAUGACUGGGGUUUACGAGGAUACAUAGUCAUAGAAGAUUUGUGGAAGGAGAACUUUCAGAAGCCAGGAAAUGUGAAGAAUUCACCUGGAAAUAAGUAGAAAACUCCAUGUUCUGCCCAUUUUAAUCAGUUGUAGGUAAACAAUGGAAACUCCAGACAGUAAAUCAGUAUUUCUACAGAAAAAAAUGGCAGAGAAGUCAGUAUUGAAUAUAGUAAACUGGCCUUCUUCUUCAGGAAAAUCUAUAGUAGGCCUUUUCAUUAUCUUGGGUAAUGCCAUACCACAAGUGGACUAAGCUGAAAUCCUUUUACCUGGAGAUAAUGUACAAGCCUUAGAACUCUUCAUUCUCAUGUCACUAUUUAUGUACAUAAUUAAAAUCCAAAUUAAAAAAAGGUGUCCUGCUUUCUUUACCGAUAUCAUUGAUAGUUUAAGCAUAUCUUGUAUUCACAUAUAUGCAUAGUUAGUGUGCGUGGUGCAUGUUUCUGUGUGUAUGCAUGUUGUUUGCUAAAGACAACAUUAACUCUUCUUUGGACAGUAGCAGAUAGCAGUCUGCAGAGUUUGAUUCCCCAAACCCAAAGGAGGGCAGAGGAGAGGGGCUCUAGGUAAGAGAUGAUGCUUUAAAAAUCAACACAAGGAAAUGCUGGGGAGUGAUAUUGGCCAAAUUAUAUUGUUAUAUUGUAUGGAUGUAUGAAUAUGUAACAACAGAUCCCAUCAAUAUAUACAACUACAAAACACCAAUAAAAAAUGUGGAAGAAGAAAAAAACCAACACAAGGAACAAUAAAUAACACAGUUUGCUUGUACUAAUUAGAAGACAUAACAGAAGAAAACUGUAAUAGUAACCCUUGUUGGGACUGUCAUCUCCCAGUUUAUACAGAUCUUCCAGAUCUUGAAUGGAAGUGAGAUUCAUAAUGAAGCAGUAUAUGUGCUCUGCCAGUGGAUGAAUGGGGAUGUGGCUAUGUGUAUCAACUCUUUGUAUAGUUGUGUCCUCCCACUUUGUGGCCCUUGAAUGCACCACAGAUGGAUUUCUCUGUUCCCAGGGCAAGGAUCAGCAGGAGUCUCUUUUUUUGAAUUGUCAACUAGCCAGGAAGGAUGGCAAGGGCAAUAUGAGAGAAUUUUAAAUUUCCAAAUUUUAGACUGUUUUGGAAACUGUAAGCCUUUGAUGCUUGUCUUCAGUAUAAUUCCUAAUUGUUGAUCUUCCAGAAUCGAUAACGGUUGGGAAGAUAGCCAUGCACAAAUAGAAAUGCAUGUAUUAGUAUUAAAUACUUUUAAUAGAACCAAAAUGGCAGGAACACAGCUGGUAUUGUUACUGAAUUCAGUGAGCUAAAGCAAAGUUGUACAUUGGAUAAUCCUAGUCACCCAGAAAUCUUACUUUUUUGUGUUACUGGACAAAUCAUACAAAUAUAUUAAAGCUGUGCCUAAAUUAUAAA